This is a messenger RNA of Portunus trituberculatus (swimming crab), 325 nucleotides long. RefSeq names its product histone H4-like. The record is from RefSeq and is a predicted model, not a curated record. Bases 14 to 325 code for a protein of 103 amino acids. Gene Ontology annotation, cellular component: nucleosome. The transcript has a single exon. Lineage: Eukaryota; Metazoa; Arthropoda; Malacostraca; Decapoda; Portunidae. Gene Ontology annotation, biological process: nucleosome assembly. Gene Ontology annotation, molecular function: DNA binding; structural constituent of chromatin; protein heterodimerization activity.
AUCAUUUGUUACCAUGACUGGCCGCGGCAAGGGAGGCAAGGGACUUGGAAAGGGAGGAGCCAAGCGUCACCGUAAGGUUCUGCGUGACAACAUCCAGGGCAUCACCAAGCCCGCUAUCCGUCGGUUGGCUCGCCGAGGCGGCGUCAAGCGCAUCUCCGGUCUCAUCUACGAGGAGACUCGUGGGGUGCUAAAGGCGUACCUCGAGAACGUCAUCAGGGAUGCCGUCACCUACACCGAGCACGCCAAGCGCAAGACCGUCACUGCCAUGGACGUCGUCUACGCCCUCAAGCGUCAGGGAUGUACCCUCUACGGAUCUGGCGGUUAA